UACGGUGCUGGCACUAGGACCCGUCGCAGUGAAGGAGGAGUCUUUGUUCAAUUUCAGUGUGGGGCGGAUACCAUCCCAGGCACUAGGACCCGGCGCAGUGCGGGAGGAGUCUUUGUUCAGUUUCCGAGCGAGCGCAGCUGCAAUUUCGGAGCCGGGGAAAGAUCUCAAUGGGAGCAGGGACCAUGGCGCUGAACCUUAGUAAUAACAGGCUCGCUUUACUCAUCGCCUAUGAGGAUGUCAUCAACGAAAAGACCUCCACCGACUGGGCGCUGUACACUUAUGAAGAUAACACUGACAAUCUGAAAUUAGCCGAUUCAGGAGCGGGUGGUCUGCAGGAAAUCGCCACAAAGUUUGACAAUCAAAGUGUGAUGUAUGGAUUCUGCAGCAUCAAGGACUCUGGUUCUGGCCUGCCCAAAUAUGUCCUGAUAAACUGGGUGGGUGAAGAUGUGGAUGAUCAUCGAAAAUGCACCUGUGCUAGUCACGUGCCCACAAUUGCAGACUUUUUCCAGGGGGCAAAUGUUAUUGUUAAUGCCAGCAGUCCUGAGGAUGUGGAUUCCACUGCUAUACGGCAGAAGUUGACUAAUGGCACUAUGCACAUUUCAAGCCCAGUGUUACGCCGACUCCACCUUAAAGAGGAUGAAGAUUUACUGGGCCCAGUGGGAACAACAUACCAAAAGACCAAUGCUGCAAUUGAAAUGAAACGAAUCAAUCGAGAAUUAUUCUGGGCACAAGCAAAGAGAGAGGAGGAGCUGAGAAAAGAAGAGGAGCGUAAGAAAGUGAUUGAAGAAAGAGAAAAAUUUGAGAAAGAGAGAAUGGAGCAAGAAAAGAAAGAACAAGAAGAUAGAGAGCAAAGAUACAGAGAACGAGAGCAACAGAUAGAAGAAGAAAGGAAAAAAUUGCAAAGCUUGGAAGUCAAUGAAAUCAACGAUGCAUUGGGCCAGAACAUCAACAAGCAUGGAGAAAGACAUGAGGACCAGGGAACUUGGGGCAGUCAAUGGAAGUGUCUUGAGGGCAGUCAGUAUUACAUCGAAGAGGUGCUGAAGGUUCUAACGUGUACAAAGGAAGUGCAGAAGGAGGGAAUGGAAGAGGAUGAAGAGAACAGAGGAUCCAAGAUCAGCGAUUCAGCUGAGAAAGCAGCAGAAGCUGCCGCCCUUAUUGCACUGCGGGAUGGAAAUCCAAGGGAAUUUUUUAAGCAGCGAGAAAGAGCCAUGACAACAAGUUUUGAGACUGCACAAUUUUCAGGCCAAAAACCAGGUCGAGUGAUCAGCCUUUUCCUUAAGAAUCAGAACAAUCUGCCCGAGCGAUCAUGGUCCCCUCCAAGAUCCCUCUGCCCUCGAAUUGCUGCUAACCAUAGCCCCUUCCAGUAUUUCCCCUCAUCCCACCAGACACAAUUUGAGCCAACCAGAUUGGAAGACAUAACAUCCUUCAGUGCUCAUGAUCCAAGCAUUGUUGCAGCACCAAUAUAUGAGGAGAAUGAAGAAGCUGUAGUGGAAGAGCUUCCAAAUUUAAUUCUGGAUGCAGACAAAACUGCACCUACCUUUCCAGAAAAACCACUGAUUCGGUGUGAAGAGCCACUACCAGAACAGAAUGUGCCAAGUUAUACUGAGGAACCUGGCCUGAUAGAUAUUGACACCCCAAUCCCUAUAUGGCCUGAGGUACCCAGCUUCGUACACACUGAAGAGUCAGUGCACAUUGACCAGCGAGGUUUCACAAGUACUGAGGGACAAAGCCUGGUAGACAUUGGGAAGCCACAAACGAAUGACAAUUUUCCACAAGUGAAUGAGAACUUACUGGACCUUUUGGAGACCAAUGGAAUAGACCAGCUGCCAUCUGAAUCACACAGUGCUGUCGCAGAGCAGCCAUUGAUCUACACCAACAAUGACAACAUGGAACUGAUUUUAAAUAUGAAAAGGCCACCGCUGGACGAGACACAUGCAGACAUCGAUGCAAAUAGCCAACUGCUUGUAAACCUCCAGGAAUCAGCAGGGCAAUAUGCAGGGUUAGAGCCAACUGCAGUAGGGCAACAACAACAACAGCAGCCACAGAACAGUGAAGGAAAUGAGGAAGACAACUUGCUGUGUUUUGAUAAUAAUGAAGGAUUGCCGGCACCACCUCCAGACUGCCUUGAUUCACAGCAGUGGGAGAAUAUUCCAAGCCUGAUAGAGCUUGAAGGUACACAACAGAUGAGUGAAGACUUUUGCUUUGGAAUGCAGGAAUUGCCCAAGCCCCAGGAUGUAGAGGCUGUUGAAGAUUUUUUUAAUCCACCGCAAGAUGAAUAUAUUAAAUUCCAAUCACACGUAGUGGAAACUGGCAGUAAAAUACCAGAAAUUGAUAUUACUUAUUGCGACAAUGAUACUGACACAGACCCGGAUCAUUCCCCUGCAGACUGAGUUGGUUGUGUGAUGCUCUCCGGUAUGACAAAUAUGCUUCAAGUAAAUGAAAAUGACAAAAACUGCUAAGUUUUAAUUUGAGUAUGUGUUUACUAUUUUUAAUUGUAAUAAUUUGAAUGUAUUAUUUUCUAAAUUAACCUUAUUGUAUAUUAAUUCCACUCACAGCUGCUAGGUAUAGUCUGCUGAAGCUGAUAUUAUGUGACUAGCAGUGUUAACUAUCACCAAUUGCUUUUCAAGUACCAUUUUCAAAAGCACAAAUUUUGUGAAAUGCUAAUUGCUGUUGUAUGAAAAUAAACAGUUUCUGAAAA
Messenger RNA from Leucoraja erinaceus (little skate), 2698 nucleotides. RefSeq names its product drebrin-like. The record is from RefSeq and is a predicted model, not a curated record. Lineage: Eukaryota; Metazoa; Chordata; Chondrichthyes; Rajiformes; Rajidae. Gene Ontology annotation, biological process: positive regulation of dendritic spine morphogenesis; neuron projection morphogenesis; postsynaptic actin cytoskeleton organization. Gene Ontology annotation, cellular component: plasma membrane; actin filament; lamellipodium. Gene Ontology annotation, molecular function: actin filament binding. The transcript is spliced from 16 exons. Bases 168 to 2390 code for a protein of 740 amino acids.